Agrilus planipennis (emerald ash borer) is the source of this 1642-nucleotide messenger RNA. Its product is annotated as plexin-A2-like. Gene Ontology annotation, molecular function: semaphorin receptor activity; protein binding. Gene Ontology annotation, cellular component: semaphorin receptor complex. NCBI's taxonomy places the organism in Eukaryota, Metazoa, Arthropoda, Insecta, Coleoptera, Buprestidae. The coding region runs from base 479 to 1642 and encodes 387 amino acids. The transcript has 2 exons. The record is from RefSeq and is a predicted model, not a curated record. Gene Ontology annotation, biological process: negative regulation of cell adhesion; semaphorin-plexin signaling pathway involved in axon guidance; sensory neuron axon guidance.
UCGUAGCGACAGUGUAUGAGCGACUUUUGUUUUGAACGUUGUGAUUCAUUUGCGCCUUUAUUGGUGAAAUUAGUAUAUCACUAACAUCGUGUGUUAUCAUUUCGCGUAGUACACAAAGUAAAACAGUCACUCGUUCAUAUUUUUUAUUCAACAAGUACAACUUUGCAUCGAAUCGAAGCAAUACUGCCCUGUGUGUAACAUAACCUAAAAUUCGACUACUUGUGUGUUUCAAGUAAUCCAGGGGUCGUGAUGUCUUUUGUGUGUUUCUGGACUCAACAAACUGAAUGGUUUUAUAUAAUUGUGCUGUGAUUAAAAUUGUUGUGCUGUGAAAUUACCCGCUAAAGUGUUACGCAAGUUUCGUAGACAGUAAAUUCCCAAGAAUAAGGAAAGUGAAUUUGUUGGAGAUUUCAGAGAGAGAAUCACGGGAAAUAAGAAUUUAGGGCCCAUGACGUGAAGUUCGGUGUCGGCCGCUUACACUAUGAAGCGGCAGCUUCUUAUAUUCCUGUUGACUUUGGCGUUAGCCUCUGCGUCAAGCGUGAUAGUGAGAACGUUCAGUGAUAACGAAGUUGAACGUUUCAAUCAUUUGGUUGUCGAUAAAAAUACCGGCCGAGUUUACAUAGGAGCUGUCAAUCGUCUGUACCAACUUUCCCCCGCUUUGGAUUUGGUAAUCGCCGAAAAGACUGGUCCCGAAUAUGACGCGUUUGAGUGUUCAGCGUCAGAAUGUUCGGCCGGCGUCCAGAAAAAAUUGACCGAUAAUGUGAACAAAGCUCUUGUUAUCGAUUAUACCACGACGAGAUUGAUAGCAUGCGGAAGUCUGUUCCAGGGUAUCUGUUCGGUCAGAAAUUUGCAUAACAUUUCGGAUGGUACUCAAGAAGUGCGAGAAGCUGUUGUAGCUAAUAAUGCAACGGCUUCGACGGUAGCAUUUAUUGCCCCAGGGCCACCCAACCCUCCAGUCACGCAGGUCAUGUAUGUGGGGGUGACUUACACAGUACCUGAGGGUUUCGGAACGUCCGGAUCUUCUUAUCGUUCCGAAAUCCCAGCGGUUAGCAGUAGGUCAUUGGAUAAGGAUAAGAUGUUUCAAAUCGCACAAAUGGCUGUAACCACUGGAACGCGAAUGUUUGUAAAUUCAUUAGCUCGCGAACGGUACCUCAUUAAUUACGUUUACGGUUUUAGUUCGGAAGGUUUUAGUUAUUUCUUGACCACUCAAAUGAAACACAGUAUUUCGAGCCAGUAUGUUAGUAAAUUGGUGCGGGUUUGUCAGGACGAUGAAAAUUAUUACUCGUAUACCGAAAUACCGAUCGAUUGUACCAGUGACCUGCAAGGGGGUAGGAAUUAUAACUUAGUGCAAGCCGCAUACGUUGCCAAACCAGGUUCGGACUUAGCCAGUGAUCUUGGCAUCACUGCCCAAGAUGACGUUUUGUAUGCUGUAUUUAGUGAAAGUGAUCCUAGUCAUUCCAAUCAACCCUCUGACCUUUCUGCUCUGUGCGUCUACUCACUCAAAGCCAUUCGAAGAAAGUUUAUGCAAAACAUACGAAAUUGUUUCAAUGGUUCUGGACAACGGGGCCUCGAUUUCAUCUCCACCAGUUACGCCUGUGUACCUACGGUAAGUUGCCUUUUUUUCCAUAUCACCAUCUCCUUAUAG